GAAAAAUCCCCCACCCACCAAAAGCGACCCCCAACGAAACCCUAAAUCCGGAAAAGAUUUCAAGCGGGAGAUUCCCAACUUCGAUUUUCGAUCCCCUUCCGCUUCGGAAAUCUGCUUCGAUUCCUGCUCGCGCUCCUUGGGUUCCCGUGAAUUCGCGCGGAAAAGCUCCGAAUUCGUGCCGGCGUCGCGGGAUCGAAGCUCCGAGCAACCCCCCAUUGGUGGAGCCUUGUCGAAGCCGUUCGACGGGUUCGGGAGCUGGGACGGCGUCUUGAGGUUGGGAGGAGCGAGCGGGACGGAAGGUGCGAGCUGCUCAGGCGCCCGGGAUCCAUGCCAAAGAUUAAUCAUGGAUCCUGAAGGCAAGAAGUUUGGAAGUGGGCUUAGGGAACUCACCGGUGCCAUAGAUCUUAUCGGUCACUUCAAGUUGUUGCCCCACUAUGAUUAUUUCUGCAAGCGGACACUACCUUUGUCAAUAUCUGAUACCCCCUACCUUCGCAAUGUUGUGGGUGAUAAGACAAUUAGAAAAGGAGAGGGGAUGCAAUUGGACCAACUUAUGCAGAAUACAUCUUAUUCUCAAGGAUCCAAUGUGCACAUACAGCCUUUCGACCUUGAGAUUCUCAGAGAUGCUUUUCAACUGAAGGAAACUGCACCUGUUGAGCUUCCUCCAGAGGAAAAAGGCAUACCGACAAUUGCAGGAAGAUCAAAAAGUGAAUCAAAAGACAAAGAUAGAAAGCAUAAGAAGCACAAAGACAGAGAUAAGGAGAAGGAUAGAGAACAUAAGAAGCACAAACACCGUCAUAAAGAUCGAAGUAAAGAUAAGGAAAAGAAGAAGGAUGGGAGUGGACAGCAUGAUUCUGGAGUUGAUCCUUCAAAGAAGCAGAGUGAAAAGAAAAGGAAGCAUGACGAAGAUGAAAAUCUUAAUGACAUCCAGAAGCAUAAGAAAAGCAAGCAUAAGAGUUCAAAACUUGAUGAGGUUGGUGUGAUAAAGGUUGCUGGCUGAGAAUGUGGCAUGCUGUUGCUCAAGUAUUAGUCUUUAGAUGUUAACAGCAGCUUGGAGGGAUUUUAUUCCUAUCAGAUUACUUGAGGUCAAAUGUCGGUGGGCAGGAGUAUAACCUGCAGACGACAGAGAUUGCCGGAAAACGGACUCUGUUUUUAAAGGAGGGCUUUGUAGAUCUCAUGUGCUCUCCUCACUCUUUGUGGCUAAUUCGACGUCGAAGACUCAAAAUUUUUUACAUUUAAUUAUCUGUUUAGGAGAUGCUUAGUGCUGUGAAUAGAUCAUCAGCUUUUUGGACUGAUGAAUAGGAUUUGGGGAUAAGAGGGGAUGUUGUGCAUGCUUUUAUCUUUCCCCUUAUGUUGAUGUAAAUGACUCUACGUCUCGUCAAUUGUUGGCAACUUGUAUAUGUGAGGUCUUAUGGUGGCAUGUCAUCAAAUGAACUAUUCAUUUUUGUAA
This is a messenger RNA of Syzygium oleosum, 1447 nucleotides long. RefSeq names its product mediator of RNA polymerase II transcription subunit 19a-like. Lineage: Eukaryota; Viridiplantae; Streptophyta; Magnoliopsida; Myrtales; Myrtaceae. The record is from RefSeq and is a predicted model, not a curated record. The transcript is spliced from 8 exons. Gene Ontology annotation, cellular component: mediator complex. The coding region runs from base 344 to 997 and encodes 217 amino acids. Gene Ontology annotation, biological process: positive regulation of transcription by RNA polymerase II. Gene Ontology annotation, molecular function: transcription factor binding; transcription coregulator activity.